AUGCCUCCUCGUCGCAGCACUCGCUCUACCGCAGCCUCCACCUCGGCGGCAGCACAGACUGCACCUUCUCCUCCACCAAAACCAGCACCAAAGAGAAAGGCAACAGCUGCAAAGUCAAAGAAGAGAGCAGCUAAAGACGACAACGACGACGAUGAUGAUGUUGGCGACGAUAAGCCAGCAUCAAAACGCCAAAAGACGACCCAGGACGACGAAGACGCGGUGCAACAGGUCGUCAACGGCGACGGCGAUGAUGAAGAGGAAGAGGUCGAGCUCAAACGAGGUAUUGCACCUGUAGACCCAACGACUCACUACGUUGCGACUCACAAAGUAUACACCGAGGGGGACCAGAUUUACGAUGCUAUGCUCAACCAGACCAACAUUUCUGCCAACAACAACAAGUUUUAUGUUAUACAGAUCCUCUGUCCCAAGAACACAGACUCCAACUACCUUGUUUUCACCCGUUGGGGAAGAGUUGGAGAAAAUGGCCAGAAUGCAGUCAAAGGUCCCUUUUCCUCGCCAGCACAAGCAAUCGCCGAAUUUAAAAAGGUCUUCAAGAGCAAGUCAUCCGUUGCAUGGGAGUCCCGUCAUGGCAUGGUCGCUGCACCAGGCAAAUAUACAUGGAUUGAACGCUCGUAUGAAGAGGCCAAACCCGUCAGUAAAAAGGCAAAGGAAGACUACAUCAUUCCCGACUCUAAGCUCGAGCCUCCCCUCCAGCAAUUCUGCAACUUGAUCUUCUCGUCCGACCUCAUGAGUGCAACCUUGAGUGCGAUGAACUAUGAUGCCCAAAAGCUCCCGCUUGGCCAGCUCUCCAAUAACACUAUCCUUCGGGGCUUUGCUGCUCUCAAGGAACUUUCCGAGGUCAUCAACGCACCCAAUGGUCCAAAAGCCAAGUCUUUGGGCGGAUUUGCAAGCGCUUGCGAUACCCUCUCUGCUGCUUACUACUCGAUCAUUCCCCAUGCAUUCGGUCGACAAAGACCCGUACCUGUCAAGACGAAGCAGCAGCUAAAAUCUGAACUUGAGCUCGUCGGCGCGCUCUCGGAUAUGGAAAUCACUCAAAAGGUGAUGGAUGACGAACGACCAACCGACGCCAAUGGCAACCCCAUCAAUCCACUCGACAAGCACUUCCAUAGCCUGAACCUCAAAUUCAUGAACCCAAUAGAUGCCAAUUCGUCCGAGUUUAGCGUUCUCCAAAACUAUGUCACAAGCACGCACGGCCAUACGCAUUCUCAUUACACCGGCAAGAUUCUCCAGGCCUUCCGUGUCGAGCGACACGACGAAAGGGAUCGCUGGGACAAUGCUGGUCAUCAAAAGCUUCAAGACGGGGAACGGCUCCUGCUCUGGCACGGUUCUCGCUCGACAAACUUUUGCGGUAUUCUCAAGCAAGGUCUCCGCAUCGCACCACCGGAAGCUCCCGUGACUGGAUACAUGUUUGGCAAGGGCGUUUACUUUGCCGAUGCAUUUAGCAAGAGCGCAAACUAUUGCUACGCACACGCAAGCGACAAUAUUGGCGUGAUGCUCCUAUGUGAAGUCGCCGCCAAGCCAUUUUAUGAACAGGUUCACGCAAACUAUCACGCUCAGUCUGAAUGCGGCAAAGCCCAAAAACUCGCGACCAAAGGUCUUGGACGCACGCAACCCAAGGAUUGGCAGGAUGCUGGCGAAGCAUUGGGACACGAAGAACUCAAGGGGUGCUGGAUGCCCAAAGACGGUCUCACGAAUGUUGAUUCAACGGCCUACCUUCAGUACAACGAGUAUAUCGUUUACGACACAGCACAAAUCAAGCUGCGCUACCUCAUGAUGAUCAAGAUGAACUAA
This is a messenger RNA of Serendipita indica DSM 11827, 1812 nucleotides long. The record is from the annotation of a GenBank genome assembly. NCBI's taxonomy places the organism in Eukaryota, Fungi, Basidiomycota, Agaricomycetes, Sebacinales, Serendipitaceae.